AUCGGUCUCCGUUCCCUGUGGGACUCAGCCUUCACAGAGGCCGACUUCGGGUCCGCCACAAUCCCAGGAUUCCCGACUCCCGGUUUCCUGCCCUUCUCCCCCUCCCAGUUCCCGGCGCCUGAGGGAGCGGCAAGAUGGCGGACGGUGACGGCUUGAGUGAAGCAGCGACUGCUGCGGCUUCUCCAGCACCUGCCUCUGGCCUGAGCCCGCCACUGGGCUGGAGGGAACGGCUGCGGGCCGGGCUGGCGGGGACUGGGGCCUCGCUGUGGUUCGUGGCGGGGCUGGGGCUGCUUUACGCUCUGAGGGUCCCGCUGAGGCUGUGUGAGAAUUUGGCAGCGGUGACACUAUUUUUAAAUUCAUUGACACCCAAAUUCUAUGUGGCACUUACAGGGACAUCUUCUUUGAUAUCAGGACUAAUAUUUAUAUUUGAAUGGUGGUACUUCCAUAAACAUGGCACAUCUUUUAUUGAACAAGUGUCUGUAAGCCAUUUGCGACCAUUGAUGGGAGGAACAGAAAGCAGCAUUUCAGAGCCAGGUUCUCCUUCCAGCAACAGAGAAAGUGAAACCAGCAGACAGAAUUUGUCAGAAUGCAAGGUAUGGAGAAACCCUCUAAACCUUUUCAGAGGAGCAGAAUAUAGGAGAUACACUUGGGUGACUGGUAAAGAGCCACUUACAUACUAUGACAUGAAUUUGUCAGCUCAGGACCAUCAGACCUUUUUCACCUGUGACACAGACUUUUUACGUCCUUCAGACACAGUUAUGCAGAAGGCAUGGAGGGAAAGAAAUCCUCCAGCUCGAAUCAAAGCAGCCUACCAAGCUUUAGAAUUAAACAAUGACUGUGCCACUGCAUAUGUUCUACUGGCUGAGGAAGAAGCAACAACUAUUGUAGAUGCUGAAAGGUUAUUUAAACAGGCACUCAAGGCAGGAGAAACAAUUUAUAGGCGGUCACAGCAGUGCCAGCACCAAAGUCCUCAACAUGAAGCUCAACUGAGAAGAGAUACCAAUGUACUGGUGUAUAUUAAAAGAAGAUUGGCAAUGUGUGCAAGAAAAUUAGGAAGAAUAAGAGAAGCAGUAAAAAUAAUGAGAGAUUUGAUGAAAGAAUUUCCUCCUCUUACCAUGUUGAACAUCCAUGAAAAUCUCCUAGAAUCACUUUUAGAAUUACAGGCCUAUGCAGAUGUUCAGGCAGUCCUAGCAAAAUAUGAUGAUAUAAGCCUUCCAAAGUCAGCAGCAAUCUGUUAUACAGCAGCACUAUUGAAGACAAGGACUGUUUCAGAUAAAUUCUCUCCAGAAACAGCCUCCAGAAGAGGAUUAAACACAGCAGAAAUUAAUGCUGUGGAAGCAAUUCAUAGAGCUGUGGAAUUUAAUCCUCAUGUCCCAAAAUAUUUACUGGAGAUGAAAAGUCUAAUUUUACCUCCAGAACAUAUUCUGAAACGGGGUGAUAGUGAAGCAAUUGCCUAUGCUUUCUUUCAUCUUCAGCACUGGAAGCGAAUAGAAGGCGCUCUUAAUCUGUUGCAGUGUACGUGGGAAGGCACUUUUAGAAUGAUUCCAUACCCAUUAGAGAAAGGCCAUCUAUUUUAUCCUUAUCCAAGCUGCACAGAGACUGCUGAUAGAGAGCUAUUACCUACCUUUCAUCAUGUUUCUGUUUACCCAAAGAAGGAGCUUCCUUUUUUCAUCCAUUUCACAGCAGGACUGUGUUCUUCUACAGCAAUGAUAGCUCUUCUCACACACCAGUUUCCUGAAAUCAUGGGUGUUUUUGCUAAAGCUACCUGCAUUGCUGAAUAUGUUAUUGCCUUAACUUCAGUUCCCUGAAGAUGCUUGGACAAUGAGGAUUCUUCUCCCUACCCAACUGACUAUAAUUUGAAAAUUCUUUGAUCAGUAUUAAGUAUUUUCAUUUCCUGGGGUAUGAAGAAUUCAUCAGCACUGAAUUUAUAGAGCCACUCAUCCAAAAAAUGAAACAGAAGAGAUUGUAAGUCAUUUCCCUGGGUUUCUAUUUCUAUUGUUUGGAGGGGCUCCACAGUCCCAGUAUCUGUCAUGUAACCAAAUAUGGCUAUUGCACAUUGUUUGAAUGCUUCCUCCAGAGUAUCUCCCCGUGCAUAUAACUGGACAUCCGCUAUAUGAUCCAAAUACUCAUACUUCUGAUUGACUGGAUAUGUGGCCUUGAUUGCCUUCUGCUCCUCAGUCAAAUUGUAAUCUCUAACAUCUUCCUCUUCCUGCACUAUGAUUGCAGCCUGUGUCCCACAAAUAUUGAUGUUGUGUUUUCAUUUUUAUUCAUAUCAAAAUAUUUUAUAAUUUCUUUACGGGCCCACGGGUUAUUUAAAACUGUAAUUUUUCAGAUAUUUGGAGAUUCUCCAGAGACAUUUGUUAUUAAUUUCUAAUUCCUUUGUAGUCAGGGAACAUGCUUUGUAUGAUUUAAAUCCUUUUAAACUUAGACAUUUUAAUUAUGAGCCUCAUUGUGAGUGUUUUGUGUGUACUCAAACAUAAUGUAUUCUGCUGCAUUCGGUUGGAGUAUUCUAUAACAAUUUACCCUGUUUAUGUCUUCAUAUUUAAAGUGGAUUUAUUGUAGGGGGCAUAUAUUUGAGACUUACUUUUUUACUAAUCUGACAAUCUCUGCCUUCAUUUGGGUUGUUUAGACCAUUUACAUUUUAAGUUAUUAUUGAAAUGGCUGGUUUUCAAUCAACAAUCUUGCUAUUUUCCCAUCAUUUGUUCUUUACUCCCCUUUUCCUUUUCCUUUGUUUUGGAUUGAGUCCUUUUUAUGAUUCCAUUUUUAUCUCCUUUGUUGUCUUAUGAACUUUGUUUUGUUUUGUUUUUUUAGUGGUUGCUAGAGGGCUUACAGUAUACGUAUUUAACUUAUCAUGGUCUACCUUCAUAUAAUAUUACACUGAUUCAUAUAUAGUAUAAGAAUCUUACAAUGGUUUACUUCUAUUUCUCAGCCUAUUAUUUUUUCAGUACUAUUGUCAUGCAUUUUACUUCUACAUAUGUUAUAAAUCCUACAGUCAUUGUGAUAACUUUUUAAAGAGAUUUAAAAAAUAAGAGAAUAAUCUUUAUAUUUACCCAUAUAGUUACCAUUUCUAGUGCUCUUCAUUUCUUUGUGUAGAUCCAGAUUUCUGGAAUCAUUAUCCUUUUGCUUGAAGUAUUUCCUUUAAUAUUUCUUGUACUGAAGGUCUACUGACGAGUACUUUCAGCUUGUACAUGUUUGAGAAAAGUCUUUAUUUUGCCUUAGUUUUUGAAAGGUAUUAUAGAAUUCUAGGUAUAGAAUUCUAGGUUGAUAUUUUUUUCCUCAGUACUCUAAAGCUUUCACUCUACUAUCUUCAGGAUUAUAUUGUUACCAAUGAAAAGUCUGCUGUUAUUCUAGUUCAUUUUUAUAAUAUGGUCUUUUCCAUCUGGUUUUGAAAGUUUUCUCCUUAUCACUCACUAUUUUGAACAAUUUAUGAUGUUCCUUGGUAUAGUUUCCUUCGUGUUUCUUGUACUUAGAAUCUAUUAACAUUUUUUUUUAUUUGUGAGUUUCUCAUUUUCAUCAAGUUUGGAAAAAUUUGGCCAUUAUUUGUUCAGAUGUUUUCCUUCCAGGACUCCAAUUAAACUUAUAUGAAGGUCACUUGAAUUUUUCCAAAGCUCCGUGAUAUUCUGUUUAUUGUUAAAAUCAUUCUUUAUGUUCUAUAUUUCAUUAUGCAUUAUGGAUAGUUUUUAUUGCUAUUUUUUUCAAGUUUGACAAUCAUUUAUUUCUUCCAUAGUGUGUAAUCUGUUGUUAAUUCCAUCUGAUGUUUUUUUUUAAUCUCCAAUAGCGUGGUUUUCAUCUCUACAAUUAUGAUUUGAGUCUUUUCUAUAUCUUUCAUGUUUCUAAUUAACAAACUCAAUUUUUCCUCUAUAUUCUUGAACAUAUGGAAUUCAGUGAUAAUAGCUGUUUUAAUAUAAUUGUAUACUAAUUCUAUCAUUGUGUCAUUUUGGGUUUAUUUUCAAUUGAUUGUUCUCCUCAUUAUGGGCUAUAUUUUUCUGCUUCAUUGCAUGCCUGUUAAUUUUUGAUUGGAUGGUAGACAUUGUGAAUUUUAAUUUUUAGGAUGCAGAUACUUUUGUUUUCCUAUACAAAUUUUUGAGCUUUGUUGUGGGAUGCAGUUAUUUGGAAACAGUUUGAUCCUUCCAAGUUUUGCUUUUAAACUUUUUUGGGGGGUGGGAGCGUUUAGUCUAGAGCUAACUUUGGCAUACUAUAGAGACAACUUUUGACUACUCUAUCCAAUAUCCUGUGAAUUAUGAGAUUUGUCAUUCUGCCAAGUGGGAACAGAAACUGCUCCAAGUCCCAUGUGAGCUCUGAGUAUUGUCCCUCUAAUUCUUUGGAUUGGUUCUUUCAUUGGCCUUGAGUCUUUUCCAUCAUAUGCCUACGUUGAUUAGUACUCAAUUGAAGACUCUGGGAGAAGCCUCUGAGGCUCUCUGGAGAUCUCGCUCAUUGUAGCUCUCUUGUCUCCAAUACUCUUCCUUCUCAAUCCGCAGCUUCAUCUCCGCACCCUGGGGAGUUGCCAGGCUAUGCUGGGGCAAUCAUAGGACUCACUUUGUUUUCCAUCUCUGUUCUUUGUUGCCUGAUAUCUGAUGUCUUGAAAGUUGUUGUUUAAUAUAUUUUGCUUGGUGUUUAGUUGUUUUAGGUGGGAGAAAAAAAUCCAGUCCCUGUUAUUUCAUCUUGGCCAGAAGCAGAAUUCUCUAAAAUAAAUAAUAUCUAUCCUUUGACUCCA
This is a messenger RNA of Pteropus alecto (black flying fox), 4714 nucleotides long. RefSeq names its product suppression of tumorigenicity 7 like (gene ST7L). The record is from RefSeq and is a predicted model, not a curated record. The coding region runs from base 135 to 1808 and encodes 557 amino acids. NCBI's taxonomy places the organism in Eukaryota, Metazoa, Chordata, Mammalia, Chiroptera, Pteropodidae. Gene Ontology annotation, molecular function: protein binding. The transcript has 15 exons.